Molecule: messenger RNA, 4444 nt
Organism: Oncorhynchus kisutch (coho salmon)
Lineage: Eukaryota; Metazoa; Chordata; Actinopteri; Salmoniformes; Salmonidae
Gene: cfap210
Product: cilia and flagella associated protein 210
Exons: 9
Coding region: 1853-3499 (548 amino acids)
Cellular component (GO): axonemal microtubule
Source: RefSeq, a predicted model, not a curated record
AGGAACGCACAAACAAGACCUUGCUUUUAUCAUCUAAACGGCAACGGAUUUAAAUAAUAUACCGUUUUCUGAAACGCAGAAAUCGUUGCGUGUUACUUCAGAGACACGAGGUUAUUCAACCAAUGACUAAACGCGAUAUACUUUUUCCGUAUUAUAAAUUAGAUACCAACUGUGAAAUGGUUGUUGCACAUUUUAGAUAGACAUCGUGCAACAAAAAUGUAAUGGAUGCAAAAUUAGGAAAAUAUGUAAACCCCUACCUUGAUCUCUGCAAUCAAGUCAUCCUUACUCAUGUUUUGCUUCUCCGUAACUUGGAUUCCAUUUUCUUGCAGGAUCUUCUUACAACAAGGAUCAACACUUUCACUGAUUAAAAUGCGUUUAAUGGAUAUUGGGGCCAUUUUUCUGUUCUCAACAGCUACGGACAAUUUCACAGAUUGGAACCUCUAUGUAAACUGCUGAUGGACAGACACUGAGAAGUUUUCAAUUCAGUUGGUUUUGAAUGAACAUUUCGGAUAAGGACUGCCCCAUUCAGUAAACCCGCCUCUUCUCAUCUCCAGUUUCUGACGUGGAUGCUGAAACAACGAGAGGCCAUAGAUAGAGAAGCAUAGAUAGGCUACAACAAUGGUGGAUGAAUUAAGAUGUCCCACUCAGGCCGUUUUACUAUUGAAAAAAAUUGUCACAGUUCCUGUCUGCUUAAGGGGUGGCACCAAUGCAUUAGCAGCUGGAUCUGGUCUGCUUAGUUUAUAUGAACCAGAUUUAAACAGCGAGUGAAAUGUUUCGCUUCAUCUUCAGUCUUUGCUUUAACCACAGAAAUGACUUUGAUAUAACUUGUCGGACCAGAAAUACGACCGGCAAUGUUGUACAGUAGUGAUACAAUUCUGCUGACUGAGUUUUAAAUGAAAAUGUUAUUCGAAACUGAAGAACAUUUUAAUUUCUGUACAUGCCUCUCCUUCCUAAACGUGAUAUAAUCGUAGCUGAUUUCUCAAGAAUAUGAGUUCAAAUUUAGCCAGCUUUCAAAGUCUGUGCUAGUCUAAUUGGGGUGUUUGAAUGUGUUAGGCCAAUCACAUGACAGGCCCUUCUCUGUUCAUUACCUAGAAUAAAGCUCUAGUGUGAGACACCACGCCUACUUUUACCCAGUCUUUCUAUGCACAUAGCCGAAAUGAUUUAUCUAGUGGUCUGUGUAUUGUAUUGAAUACAUAUUUAGUUAUUUGAAUUGUUUAUACAUGUAGGCAAUCAUAUGAAAUACAAUGUAACCAUCAACAGAAAAAAAUAGAAAUUACCUCUUAAGAAAUGUGUGAAACGUAAAACAAAUGUAAUUAAUCUAGGAAUUCCACAAGUCACUUUUCUCCAUCAAAAAAAGUGAAGAAAAACAUUUGGCCCAACAGCCACAAGAAAUAAUAAUCAAACGGAAUAACAUUACACCAAAUAACAUCUGAGUAGGCUCCAAUUCAGAAUCCAAAGCCAUUCAUAUUACAUCUGUAUUGCAUCCAGACAAUCUUUGCUUUAUUUUUCCGCGUAGAAAUGACACCAUCUGGUGGGAGACAAUGGAUUUUUUACUUGACCGUGGUUCUUCGAUCACUCGCAUUCUGAUUGGUCUCUGUGUGUUCCCAGGUCUCCGCUCUACGCAGCUGGUAUCGGGCCGCAAAAGCGUUGCUAGGAUACAUUGCAACAAAUGUGUCCAUCGUUACUGGAUACAGUCCUACAGAAAACAUUCCGUCAAAGGCACUUUUUUUUUUACACAACGACGUUGUAAAACUGUCUAGUGACAACAAGAAAAGUGCCAUGCAACUUUCUGUGAGCUCUGAAUGCUCUUUUUUAGAUUCAUACGAUUGAAACCAAAAUACAUUCAGAUCAAAUGGAUACUGCGACUGUUGUCCGGUUUGGUCGAAGGAGUGGGUCCAGCAAAACAACGCUAGCAGUUGAGGAAAAAAAAGCAAUGCAACCACCAGAUCUUCGACAAGUCACUGUUUUGCCCAAAGCCGAAUGGCUCCGAAUUCAAGGUAGUUUGAAUCAAGGGAAUAAAUACAACGAGAGUCUAAAGGAAGCAACCAAACAACGAGAAGCUAUGCACCUGAGGUCCAAGGAGGUGGUAAAAUUCUGGUCUAACACAAUAGCUGGACAAAGACAAAAGAAACUGGAGGCAAAGAGGAUUCGGGAGGAACUUGAAGAAGAUGAGAAGAAACAGAUGGAUAUUGAGGAGGCUAAAUAUCAGGCGCAAAAGAGGAAAGAAGCUAUUGAAAAGGCCAAAACUCAACAGUACUACGAGACUGAUCGUGUGAAAGGAUUUCAUCGUGCACUCUUGCUGACAGAAGUCCUGAAGGAAAGGGAGGCCCAGAUAGAACUGAAGCAGAGAAAGCAGGAUACCUCCAAAGAUGUGGACAAGGAAAUCAUGGCUAUCAUUAAGUGUAGAGAGGAUGAAGCUUUGCAAAAGGAGCAGCAGAAAGCUUUGCAGAGGAAGCUUGACAUCCAGGCCACAGCAGAAGACUUAAAACAGCAGGCAAAGGAACAUGAGAUGAAUAGAGAACGGGAGAAACUGGAAAACAAGAAAGAGGCUGAGGAACUCCAGCGACUGAAAGAGCUUUUUCUGUGGGAGCAAUGCAUGCAGGAGCAAAAGAAAGAGGAGCAGAAGAGAAAUACCAUGAAAGCUCACAUGGAGCAUCUCUCUAACAGAGAUAUCAUUAGAGCAAUAGAGGCACAAAAGCAAGAGAUGGAAGAGGAGCGCAGGAGGCUUUUUGCAAAUGCAAAACAGAAAAUGGUGAAGUUGAGGAAAGAGAAAGAGGAAGAGAUGUUCAGAGAGGUCCAAAUGCACAGGGGGGGGAUCAUGAAUAAACUGGCUGCAAAACAGCAGGAGCAGACGGAAAAUGAGGAACUCAUCGCCAAGGCUAUUGCUCAACGGGAUGCCAGACAGGCACAGCAGCAGAAGGAGAAAGAUGACAAGAGGAUUGCUAUGCUGGACUCAAUUGCCUCACACAGAGAAGCCAUGAAAGAAGAACAGGAGCAGAAGGAAAGAGAACACAACGAGAGAGCUAUUGACAUGCUUUAUGCCAAGAAAGAAGCAGACAGAAUCUUUAUUGAAAAACAACACCUGAAGGCACUGAAAAUGAAAGAGGAUGGAAGAACUUUACAAGACGUCUACAUUCAUCAAAUGGCUGAAAAACGUGCCAAGGAACAGCACAUAAGAAAGCAACAACAGGACUUUGAGACCAAAAAUGCAGAGCUCAUUGCUGUGGAGGAGAAGCAGUUCCAGCAGUAUGCAAACAAUGUGAUCGAUACAGCCACAGAGGCCAAGAGAAAUAUUCACCCACUCCGCAAAGCUGCCAGGGAGGGAAUUGGAGGUGGUCUUGGCCCCAUCUUUGGAGGAGUGAGGCCAAGUUACUUGGUUCAAGAUGACACUGGUGUCCAGAUGCCCAAUUACGUCGGCAGUAGAUCUCAGGACGUCAAAGAGCUGAAUGAGACACGUGAUAUUCAGCAAUCCAAGAAAAGACUUGGAUUCACAUGGUAAACAUCUGUUGAAAAGAGUAACAUGGUCAGGUGAAGCAUGAUUAGAAAAACAAUAAACCAAUGGAAUUCAGCAUUUCCUAAGCAUUUAUGAUAUACCCCCUAUUAUGUCAUUUAUUUCACACUCAAAAAAACCACACUUGAUAGGCAAGUACUUGACUGACCUAGUGGGAUGAUUGCAGUCUUUUCAGCGCUCAAAGAUGAUUCAUCUCAGAACUAUGGAAAUGUAGAGUGUAUAACUGUCUCUGAAAUUAGAUUUUUAGUUUUGUUAUUUUACAUAAUAUACAUACACACAAUUCAAUUAAAACUAGUGCACAAAUUGGGAAACUGCUGAUCAUUUCUAGCCUGGUCCUAGAUCUGUACCUACAUGACAAAGAUAGUCAAGAGUUGGCUAAAGCACAGAUCUGGGACCAGGACAUAUAGUGCAACGGUUUCAUUUUAAUACAUAAGAUUCACCCAGAUUAAAAUGUGACAUGUCAAUGUUAUCUUUAUAUCUAUUGUAUCAGUUGUCACUCUUCUGUGAAACUUUAUAAUAAACAAUCUAUAGGCAAUAAAACAAACAUUUUAACCAUAUCCUUUUAUUUUAAAACAUGGUUCAUUGGGGAAUAUUGAAUUCGGCCCGUUUUUACAAAGCCAGUGGUUUUCAUUUAUAGUUUAAAGGAAAGUCAUGCCCAGGAAUUUAACACCUAGUAUGAACUAACAUGGAACUUCACAGCAAUGUAUUUACACAUUGCUCUGGUGAGGAAUUUUAAACAUUUUGAAAGAUGUAAUGGGUAAAAAACUGAACAUAAAAUACUAACAAAAAUGGAUACAAUUAUACAAAACUAAUUUGAGACUGAGGUCAAGAUAAAAAGUUCGGGUUCCCUGAAACAGGUCAAAAAAAAGAACUAAACGGUAUACGCAUCUAACACCCCAAUCAUUUCACAAAAUGUCUGCACUCUUACCUGUC